UAUAAAACCCCAGGUCUGAGGCAGAGGUGCUGACACCCCCUGGACUCUGAAGAUGCUGCUCUUGCUUCUCUUCCCUGUGACCUUUCUCCUGCCUGCUGGCACUGGUGCUGGAAAAAUCAUUGGAGGACGGGAAGCCAGGCCCCAUUCCAGGCCCUACAUGGCUUUUCUGAAUGGACAACGUGGUGAGAAGAAGUAUAUGUGUGGUGGGUCCCUGGUGCAUGAACACUUUGUCUUGACAGCUGCUCAUUGCAGUGGAGACCAAAUCACGGUGCUGCUGGGAGCCCACAACAUCCAUAAGAAGGAAGAGAGUUGGCAAGAGAUCAAAGUGCAUCGCCAGAUCCCACAUCCCAGAUAUAAGAAAAAGACCAGGGAAAAGGACAUAAUGCUACUGCAGCUGGAACGCAAGGCCAACCUGAGUGAGCAGGUGGGGAUCAUCCGCCUGCCACAGCCUGGGGAAGCUGUGAAACCAGGAUCUGUAUGCGGCGUGGCAGGCUGGGGCCAGACCAAUGUGACUUUUGGGGAGUCCUCCAAUGUGCUGCUGGAAAUAGAUCUGGAGGUCCUAGGGGACACCAUCUGUGAAGACCACUACAACUGCUAUUAUGAUCCAAGGACCAUGCUCUGCGUAGGGGAUUUCAAGGGGAAUAAAUCAUCUUUCCAGGGUGAUUCUGGGGGGCCCCUGGUGUGUGACAGGGUGGUCCAGGGCAUCAUCUCCUGGGGGCCUAAUAAUGCUGCCCCUCCUGAGGUGUACACAAAGGUAUCCCGUUUCAUAGCCUGGAUAAAGAAUGAGCUGGCAAAGCUGAAGAAGCCCUUGGACAUACCGGGGUUCUUUUCUUGACCAUGAGUGUCCUUAUACCCACAACACAGAGCCUGAGGUCGCACUGCCUGCACCUCCACCUUAGAGACUGAACAAAAUAAACUGGAACCAGACUGGGAGUAAAAAACAAAGACAAAGGUUGCAAUGACAGUAGCAGCCUUGAUUUCAUCUAGAGAAAUAACAAAGCAAGUUAGAAGCAAAACAGGACUGUUAUGUUGGAAUUAAACUUUCAAAUUAGAGCAAAAUUAAAAUUUUAGUCAGAGAGCAAGUGAAAACAUCAAUUUUUAGGCAAUGAAUAGCGAACCCCCCUGAACUAAAAGAAAAUGACGUUUCAGCUCAAAAGAGGUAUUGGUAUUUCAAACAUAAUGAAAUGAAGCUUUCAACCAACAACACAAUACAAAUUCCAGUUUGCUUUUGGAUAACCAAUUCACUUUAGUGUUAGAACCCAGCCUUUACCAUUUCUUUUUGUUUCAAAAUACCCACACAAAUUCUAGAAAAGAAACAUUUUUUACAAAACCAUAACUGUGGUAGGAAUGUUUUUCCUCAGUCAAAAAGCUACAGCCAGGUUUGCUCUUCAGAGCUAGAUAUCACCAGUACAGGGGUAACUGGGACCUGUGACCUUAUGAAGCUCAAGCUUACUUGUAUGACAAAAAGUUAACCUAUGAUACACUUGUACCCGUUGCACUGAGUUCUCUUUUACCUCCCCUUACUUAUCCCAUCUGCUUGUUAAGUUCACUUGCUAUUUUGCAUUCCUGCAAUGAAUAAACAUUAUAUUAAAACUAA
Messenger RNA from Alligator mississippiensis (American alligator), 1597 nucleotides. RefSeq names its product mast cell protease 1A. Gene Ontology annotation, cellular component: intracellular membrane-bounded organelle; cytoplasm. Gene Ontology annotation, biological process: proteolysis. NCBI's taxonomy places the organism in Eukaryota, Metazoa, Chordata, Crocodylia, Alligatoridae. Gene Ontology annotation, molecular function: serine-type endopeptidase activity. The record is from RefSeq and is a predicted model, not a curated record. Bases 53 to 835 code for a protein of 260 amino acids. The transcript is spliced from 5 exons.